Molecule: messenger RNA, 960 nt
Organism: Sus scrofa (pig)
Lineage: Eukaryota; Metazoa; Chordata; Mammalia; Artiodactyla; Suidae
Product: olfactory receptor 2T11
Biological process (GO): G protein-coupled receptor signaling pathway
Cellular component (GO): membrane
Molecular function (GO): G protein-coupled receptor activity; olfactory receptor activity
Source: RefSeq, a predicted model, not a curated record
AUGCCAGUGAAGAAUAGAAACGCAUCCUCUGACUUUAUCCUCCUGGGACUUCUGGUAAACAAUAAAGCUACAGGGGUUGUCUUUGCAGGUAUUUUUGCUAUUUUUGCAGUGGCCGUAACUGCAAAUUUGGUCAUGAUAUUCUUGAUCAAAGUGGAUUCUCGCCUCCACACUCCCAUGUACUUUCUGCUCAGCCAGCUGUCCAUCAUGGACACCCUUUUCAUUUGCACCACUGUCCCAAAGCUCCUGGUGGACAUGGUUUCUAAAGAGAAGAAAAUUUCCUUUGUAGCCUGUGGCAUCCAGAUCUUUCUCUACUUGACCAUGAUUGGCUCAGAGUUCUUCCUACUGGGCCUCAUGGCCUAUGACCGCUACGUGGCCGUCUGCAACCCACUUAGGUACCCAGUCCUGAUGAACCGCAGAGUGUGUCUUCUUCUGGCUGCUGGUGCCUGGUUUGGUGGAUCCCUGGAUGGCUUUCUGCUCACCCCUGUCACCAUGACUUUCCCCUACUGUGGUUCCCGAAGUAUCAACCAUUUCUUCUGUGAGAUCCCUGCAGUUCUCAGAUUAGCCUGUGCUGACACAUCCUUGUAUGAAACCUUGAUGUAUAUCUGCUGUGUACUCAUGCUGCUCAUCCCUAUCUCUAUUAUCUCAACCUCCUACACCCUCAUCUUGUUAACCGUCCACCGCAUGCGCUCAGCUGAGGGCCGGAAAAAGGCCUUUACCACUUGUUCUUCACACUUGACUGUGGUCAGCAUUUUUUAUGGGGCUGCCUUCUACACCUAUGUGCUGCCCCAGUCAUUUCACACCCCUGAGCAGGACAAGGUGGUAUCAGCUUUCUAUACCAUGGUCACACCCAUGCUCAAUCCUCUCAUCUACAGCCUCAGAAAUAAGGAUGUCCUGGGGGCAUUUAAAAAAAUAUUUGUACAAUGCUUAUCUACUCGGAAAGUAUCAACCAGUGUUGCUUAG